Misgurnus anguillicaudatus (oriental weatherfish) is the source of this 6711-nucleotide messenger RNA. Its product is annotated as eukaryotic translation initiation factor 3 subunit J-B. NCBI's taxonomy places the organism in Eukaryota, Metazoa, Chordata, Actinopteri, Cypriniformes, Cobitidae. Gene Ontology annotation, molecular function: translation initiation factor activity. Gene Ontology annotation, cellular component: cytoplasm; cell surface; eukaryotic translation initiation factor 3 complex. The record is from RefSeq and is a predicted model, not a curated record. Gene Ontology annotation, biological process: cell-matrix adhesion.
CAAGAUUGAGUUGACACGUGCUAAGAUACAGGUAGGCUACAGAAAGAGACGCAAUUCGGGCAUAGGAACGCAGAAAGCCCACAUGUCAGGACAGCACGUCUGUUAUACAAGACAUGUUAAGAAAUCAAAAGAAAGUUUACAUUUGGGUUUCAAUAGGCUGAUAUUGGCCAUGCUUGUGUUAAAUUAAUUUUCCGGAACGACAUCUGGAUAUUUUAAGUAAAAAUGCACCACGGAAGGACUUUAAUCUUUCUCACGCUCAACUUUAUACUCGGGAUUGCAUCUAGUGAUUCCAGAAAUCCCUCGUUUCCCAAGACCAUCAUCAGGCAGAGCAAAAUGAGCUCCAAGAGUGAAGAUGAAUUUGAAAGGAACGUGAAAGUUUUAAUAGAUAACAUUAGAUCUUUGUCAAAAGAAGAAAAGGUGGAAGAGGACCGAUCAAAUCUUCAUCGGAGCAUGAACAAAAUGACUGAAUUCCGUGAGAGAAUUGCAGUUGACAGCUCUAACCCAGAUCUCUUAGCAACAUUUAACAGUUUGUACUCAGUAUACCAGCCAGUGCUGGUCGAUAGUUUCAUUGAAACUUUGCCUCAGGCAUUAAUUUGUGUUUUAGCCGACCGACAGAACUGUGGAUGGCAAGCUGAUUUGGCCAGUACUGUUUCUUCUGCAAUGAACGGAGAGAUACUUUCUCUCAUCUCCUCAGUUAAAGCUCAAGUAUGCACACCAACAUCUAAUCUGCGAAUGACGGACUUCACAGCUCAAUUAUCCUCUCUUCAGGAGAUGCUGACCAAUGCCUUGUCCUCAGACUUUUAUUUAUUGUCAGAUACCUUUAUUGCAUUUUGGAAUAAUUUAAUGGACAUGGCAAUUCCUCCUGUAAUGUCAAUCUUGUCUGAAAUCAUGCUGAAUGUGCUUAAAACACCAGUGGAUUUUCUACAACUUGGAUUACAGUUCGGCAUUGAAAUGCCUAAUAUUGAGAAUUGUCAACAAGGUGACCUAAAACAGCUUAUCAUGUGGGGCAUGAAUCAUAAUGUAAGCUGGUCGUUUGGUCAAUCAAUUCUGGAUAUUUUUUUGGGACCUGAUGGUCUUCCUUGCAGUUACACAGGCCCAGAAUGUCCAUACUUUGGUCGUUCAGCAAUACCCUCUGUGGACAUCCCCACAUUGGGUCUUACCUGCGAACAAGAACAUAUAAAUCAACUCAACGAAACCCUUUGCGCACUAAUUUUAACCACAAAGUCUCAGGAAUCGUAUGUCCUUUAUCAGAUAUGUCAAGCACUCAGUACACUCUCUCAAACUGAGGUGACACAGGUGUGGAAGAACUCAUGUCACAUGAUCCAGGACAUCUUCUUACCGCUCAUGGAGCCCUGCAGUGAACCCAUCACCACAAAAUCGAGUCAGCGUAAUGCACGGUCUGUCCUCAGCCUCAACGAACUUCUGUGCAACUACAACAACUGGACUGAUGGUUCUGUGGACCCAGCUUUGGUCACUAUGUGCAGUGAAAAUGAUAGUGAGGAAUUCAUCCUCGCUGUGUGUAACAAUGCUAAUGUUAUGCAAGUGCUGCUCAGUAAUCCAAUCAAUGCCUGGGUGUGGGAGUACUGUGCAAACUCAUCGGACAGAUACAUAGUGAACCUGUAUUGUUCAUAUAACACGUGGACUCCAGAAACAAUUGAUCCAUCAGUAGUAACGUUUUGUUGGAAUAAUGAUAUGGAGAAAUUGGAAAGCCUUUUGUGUGAGAGUAUUGACUUCUUCAUGAUCGUGUUUUCGAAUGAACAAAACAAUUGGCUAAAUCCCAACUGCUCUGAACCUCCACCAGAAGUUAACAUAAAUACACUUGUAUCUGAGUCUUGCAACUAUUCAGAAUGGAGCAAUGCACAAGCGGUCACCACCAUUCAGCUCUCUGUAUGUAUUCAAAAUGAUGAGAUUCGAUUUAUCAGAACGGUCUGUGCAAAUGGCACACUUGUGACUGCAAUUGUUCUUAACAGUGCAAAUGCUUGGGUGGAACAAUAUUGUACUUUUGCUAUAAGCAAUCCACCAACAAGCCCACCAAUACUGAACAUUGGGGAUUGGUGCAACUAUCCAAAAUGGACUGAGAUAUCCGUGGAUCCUUCUGUGGUUGUUCUGUGUUGGCAAUAUGACCAGAUAGGCUUCCGUCAGAAUGUCUGCUGCAAUGCGCUCUUGUACGAACAGUUGAUUCUGCAUCCCCAAAACCAAUGGCUGAUUAAAGAGUGCUCGGAUAAUGAAACUGCCAAUAUGUUGACACAGGUUUGUGUCUAUUCAGAUUGGAGCCAGCCUACUAUCGUAGACAUGGCCGACCUGGCUCUCUGUGCUGAUCUUGACACUAAGAACUUCACACACAAUGUGUGUGCCAAUGCCACAGUUCUUCAGAAUUUGAUGGCCAAUUUAGACAACACCUGGUUACUGGAACAAUGCUCAAACCUAACUGCUUCUGGCCCAGGUGGCGGGGUAGGCAACGGGAGUAUCCUGAUGGGUUUCCGACCAGAUGAGCAGUGUCAGUACUUCAAGUGGUUCUUUGCACUUCCGGAUCCUGCACUGCUCGCUCUCUGCUGGGACUAUGACCAGGCUAACUUUAUCUCCUUCAUCUGUACUGACCCUUUAAUGCUCACCCACAUCUUGCAAGAGGCCUCCAGCCUCUGGGUUGGCACAGUUUGUGCGACUUACACAGGUCCACAUAUUCCCAAUGUCAAUGGGAGCAACUCCACACAGCCCCAGCCGUGUUUAUUUGAAGAGUUAGUAAGAAGGCUAAACUGGUCCUGUAAUGCAGACUUCAGCUCUGUCUGCCAACCAGGUGCCAGUCAGGCCCAGGGCCUUCGGAUGCUGUUGCGCUGUGGGAUAGAAAUUCUCAUACCGCGCUUUAUGAAUCUCAUGACUACAAAUGUGACAUCAGUGGUCAGGCAAGCCACAAGCUUAGGGAUCGUCAUACUAUUGGCUCUUGAAGAAAGUCAGAUGACUACUCUGAGGGUGAGAGAGAAUAUUCGGCUAAGCGUGCUGGAGACGAUGACUAUCUACAUGGAGAAUGAGACCAACUUUGACAACAAGCUUGUGCUUCUGCAGUGCUUUGAGACAGUUUUGACCAGUCUGAUGCUAACAGGAAGAGAUGUGGCCAGCAGCUUUUUCCUUAUUAAGGAAUAUUUCCGGAUUCCUUUGCCCUAUCUGAGGUCAGUGCUCAGUGCAGCAGACCUCUCAGUUGUAAGGGAGAUUUUGCAGUAUUAUAAUAGGAACCAAGCAACCUUAAAGUUAACAGAUGAGUACUUGCACACCAUGGUAUCGGUGCUCUGUCAAACCCAACUGCCCAAGGAUAGCAGCCUGUUUCUUGAUAUGGGUCUUUUGUUGACUCUGGCUACACCAUCAGACAUCAUGUCAAUGCCUCCGCUACAGAAUGACAUCAAUGCGUUAAGCAUAAUUAACCUCAGCAUCAAGAACCUUUCCCUGGAGCAGCAGCAGGCAUUUGGUCGAUGGUUCAGUCAGUCAAUGAGCUUGCCUAACGUUACAGCUGCCAGCUUAUCCUUUAUCAGGGACACUGGUAAUCUGAUCGCGUAUCUACCCUUCCGCAGCUUCCAAUACUUCUCACCUGCUCAGCUUCUGAAUGGUUUGGAUGUCCUAAAGAAUAACGCGUUGGAUCCUCUCAAGCAGCAGUUCAUUGCUCAAAGUGUCAUUGGAGGUUUCAGGAAUCUUACUGUAGACCAGUUAAAGAGUCUAGGUAAUAUGACCUGUCUGGCUAAUUAUAACCAGCUGAUGGCAUACACAGCAUCCGAAUACUUUUCAGUGAUCCAGGACAACAUUAGGACAUGUGUCAUCCAAGGAGUCAGCAUCCCUAGUAGUAUGAUAACCAACCUGGUCAUGAAUGCAUCUGAGCUGCAGUCUCCCUCCAGCCUUACGUCUCAGAGAAUUUCUCAGCUUGCCCCUUUCCUGCCUCUCCUGGGAUGUAGCUUCCUGCAACAGCUCACCUCAGCCCAGCUUCUGCCUGCCCUCAGUAACCUCAGCUCUGUACCUUUCACCCCAGCACAGGCAGCUGUUAUCAUUGACAAGAUCUCAGUCAACUUGAGUCUCGCUCUGCCUGGCUCUUGGAAUUUGUCUUUACUGGGGUCUCUUAUGAGUGGGGUAAAAGUGGAGACUUUAUGGAGUUUGCCAUCUAAUGUACUGCUGGAGGCUUUAUCUGGUAUCAGCUCUCAGACACCUGGACUCACUCCCACACAGACCAACAGCAUCAUCACCAAACUCUGGAAUUCAGCUUCUGUUCAAUUGUGGAUGGAUAAAGUUGAGCCGUGGCUCCCCAGCACACCUCUGUAUAGUGUGAUUCCCAAAGUCCCUUUACUUCUGAUCAGUGACAAAGCUGUACAUAUUCGCCACUGGAACACACAGCAGGCUCAAGUCCUUUUUAAAGAGGUUAUAGUCGUCAAGUCAAGUCUCUCAGAUAAGGAAUUUAUAUCUUUGGGGACCAUAGCCCCAGGAGUGAGUUGCGCAGUAUUUGAACAACUUUUCCAAAACUCUGCUGAUGCUCCAUCACCUAUACGUGACAUUCUGAAGUUUCUGAGAGAGCAGCCUGUGCCGCUCCAUCCCUCAUUGAAAAAGUGCAUUAUUGAGGAACUGUAUAAUUUGGACUUCUUCUCAGAACUGGUUGUUGAUUUGGGGUCUCAGAUUGCUCUGGCCCUUCCGAUAAGCACUAUUAAGAAAUUUCCUGCUGAUAAGAUGGAUUCUCUGAGGAAUAUGAUUGUGCAGGACCCACAGUACUUUCUGAUGCUUCCCAGCACCAAGCAAGCUCUCCUGGUGGACAAGAUAGUUCAAAGAUUGAAUAUGUACACCGGUCCUUACACUGAAGAGGAAUUUCGUUCACUGGAUGUCAUGGCUACAUUUGUGGUGGAUGAUAUGUUUUUGCAAUUGGAUCGGAGCUUCUUUGUUGACAGUUUAGAGUUUCUACAAGGAUUCUGCUACAGUGCCAGUAAAAGAGACCUACUGGCAGGCAUGCUACUGGAACCAAGGACCUUUGGCCCUGUGCAAAACUGGACGUCGCAGACACUGAACCAAGUAGACCGCUUCUUAUUCUUUCUUCCAAAGGAAACUAUUCAGCAGAUCCCUGCAGGUUUGAUGAGCUUAGAGCGCAUUGAGAGACUGUUCCUGAGUCAGCAGCAUUGGGAAACAGGAAAGCUUGGCUCUUUGUGUGGGCAGACACCUUCAGAAUUGUUUGAAAAGAAGCAGUUUGUGCUUCAGUAUUUCCUUGGCUUCCUCAAAGUGGGACGCGCCACUUUUACUGGAUUGAUCCCCUCUUGUGAAAGCUUGCAUGUGACACAACCUGCUGCCUGGACUAUUGACAGCCUCAGAAACAUGCCAGCAGCUGCUUUCCGGAGGUGCCUGGAGCUCAUUGGCCAAGAUCCGUCUUUCAGUACAUUCCAGCUGUCAAUGCUCCUUACAAAGACCAAAGAGGUGUAUGGACCGCCCUCCUCUUUUAACACUUCUGUGAUCUCUCAGUUGGGUCGAAUUGCAACCCAGCUCUCUGUUGAUGAACUAGCCUCUCUAAAACUGUCUGAAAUCCAGUCAAUUUCAGCUAUGGGAGCCAUCAACGUAUGGACUAGCAGACAGUUGAAGUCAAUCUUCUCCACAGUGCUGAACUCAACCCGAAGGAGUGUUACCCAGUUAGACUCAAGUACUCUUGUGGCUUUAGGACACAUUGUGUGUGGGAUUGAGGCACCAGUCUUACUUAACCUGAAUGCAACAGAGUUCAGUAAGGCAGUUUUGUGGCUGGGCCUUUUACGCCUAUCUUGCUCAGAGGAACAACUUCAGGCAAUGGUAGGACUGCUCAGUCAAAGCUCAGCAUUUGGACCAGUCAGCUCCUGGGGAACAGAAGUCUUUAUCGAAAUAGGAGCAGUUGCAGCGGGGCUACCUGAUAUGUCCAUGUCUGCUUUGGUGAGGGACCAAAUUGUGGGAAUUACCCCCCUUGCCAUCUCUCUCAUCCCAGCAAACAAAUUUGCAGUAGUGUUUAACCAGGCACAAAUUCAGAUGUUUACCUAUGAGCAGGCCAUUGCUGUAACAGACACCCAGCGCUCUCUUCUGUCUCCAGUACAAGCGACAGCCCUGUCCAUGGUGCUCAACCCCUGGGAGGACAAACCCAUUGAUUUCAGAGGCAGGUCAUUGGGAGUUGCAAUGUACCCCUGUCAUCUCUGUCUCUUGAGUGUCCUGAUACUGCUGCUGCUGAUCUCUCUCACUGGGCCUCUGGAAUGAGUUAGGCCUGUCACUAUAAUGCAUUGAACUCUCGUUUUCAAAUAAGUGAAAUAUGAAACAACCAUAACAUUUUAAAUUUUUAAUCCACUUAAAAAAUGUCGAGUUAAAAUUGCAUUGCAUUUAAGAACAAUAAAUCAUGGAAGUAUCUCUUUCAGCACUUUAUAAUUGUUGUUUUUUUAAUAAUUGUUACUUGGGUAGUAAUUAUCAUUUUAUCUCUGUUACGGAAAGUAACACAUCGUCUUAUAUGAUUUGGUUUGACUUGUGCUUUAUAAUCACCUUGUAGUAUUUAAAUAUUAUUUAUUUACAUGUUGUACCUGCUGGAUAGGCCUUCAAAUACUCUGGUAUCAUAUAUUGUCAAACUGUUAAAAGAUGUAUUAACCUUGUAAAAGGAUUGUGUUCUUUCAUUUAAAUAUGUAUUAUCAUUGCUUGCUACUGUUGUGCAAAGCCCAUUGUGUGAAUUCUGUAAAAUAAAGUCUUAUUAUUUUGUGU